UUGUAGUACUACUUAAUUUGAGUGCGAUAAUCCAUACCCUGUACAAUGCAUGUUGAUGUGUAGCCCAAGUUUUGGAGGAGCUAGUUGUUGUUGCUUAACACAGGGUCAAACCAUAGCGUUAAUUGAAACAUGCAUUAAUGAUAAUGUAGUGAUUUCCCCUCCCAACCACCCUACUUAUACAUGUACGUGUAUGCACACCUUGCACACACACACAGCGCAAAUCUCUACCACAAUGCUUGGCUUACCAGCAACAACACGAGAGAUUGUAUAGACUCUUCUGAGCCUUGUUUCAGCUGUUGUUUCACCAAGCCUACUCACCAGUGUAGCGUAAAUACUUGCUUGUUUGAGGACGGUAUUGUUUUGCAAUGCUUUUUUGAUCUAAACAAGGAGGAUUUGGGUCAUUAUUCGGAAGGAGACAAAGAGUUGUGUCAGAUCUCAGAUUAUAGGAAACCUAACAGUUGUGCAGGUACCCUAGGCCCUCCUUAUAAGUGGAUCACAUAUAGCUUGACUGGUAUACUAUUACUGGUCAUCAUAAUCGUGAUAGGCGUAGUUUUGGUGUGCUGUUGUUGUUAUUAUUGCCGUAAACGAUGUCGUCCUGAGGGAAAUCCUGAUGAACGGCAACAAUUACACAACCAUGACGAACGUCAGAACUGAACUGACACUACAUAUAUAUACUUGUUUUAAUGUCAUCUGUGUUUGUACCCAUGCAUACUUAGUUUUCUUAUGGUCUUGUGUACGUUUGGACUUGUGUACAUUCAUCAACAUAAAUCACGACUUUUAUAUAUACAGCAGUUGCAUUGACGUCAUCGCAUUAUGUCCUAAAAAAUUUUUGAGGACAACCUCCCGAAAAUUUACAUGGCGGCUGCACAGAACUCUCAGAUUAGCUUUGCUCUCUUAGCAGAGAAAGCGAGUUAAUAGCUAUAGACAUCAAGGGACCCCUACCUGAACUGCUGCAGAGGCUCUAAUUAAAAUUAUGUGUCUAUGUCUGCCUUUGUAUUGGUCAGCAGCUAGAUGGGCGUGGCCCGUCUCCAAAAAGGGAGACGGGUUGCAGCCCUAUCUAGCAUUCGUUCUUGCUGCAGAAAAACAUGCAGCACCAAUCAGAUUGCAGACUGCCUACAUUACGUAAGCAGUUUGCAUUCAGGAACAACAGAAGGUUGACACCUGGGUAGAAGAACUGAAAAGCCUCUCUUCAAUAGCCACCACCCAACCUCACAGUGCUUUCGCUGCUUUCACACAUGGUUUCACUAGUAAAUGGACAUAUUUGGCUCGAACCACUCCAGGCAUUGCUAACCUCCUUAAGCCACUAGAAGAAACAAUAAGGACAGUCUUUUUGCCAAAAUUGACUGGACAGAAUGCCUUUGGUGAUCUGGAAAGACAGAUAAUGGCACUCCCAGCCCGCCAUGGGGGACUUGGUAUAGCAAACCCGUGUGAAACAAGCCCUGGUCAGUUCACGAUGAGCAUGUCAAUCUCAGCACCACUAGUCAGCCUGAUACUUGACCAAUCCGAUAUAUACGAAUCUACAAUGAAGCAAGAGCAAGCCAGACUGAGGAACAAUGCCAAAAAAUUCCGCCGACAGAUGGAAGCCAGGACAGCAAGUGAGCUAAAUGAAGAACUACCAAACAAUUUGAAAAAAAUGGUUGGAAUAUGCUCAGAGAAAGGUACCUCAAGCUGGAUAACAGCGCUGCCUAUUGCAGAGCAUGGUUUCAUGCUACACAAGGGAGCCUUCAGAGAUGCUCUUUGCCUCAGGUACGGCUGGUGGCCUCAGAACCUACCCUCUCACUGUGUCUGUGGACUUCACUUCACAGUAGAGCAUGCACUCAGCUGCUCUAGGGGAGGAUUUCCAACAAUAAGACAUAAUGAAAUACGCAACAUCACAGCAAAUCUUAUGAGCGAAGUAUGUCCAGAUGUGGGUAUUGAACCAACCUUACAGCCUGUGACGGAAGAGCAGUUCCAACUUAGGACAACCAACCGCGAGGAUGGGGCUCGCCUUGAUGUUGUGGCCCAGAGCUUCUGGAGCAACGAUAGACAGAGUGCAUUUUUUGAUGUCAGGGUCUUCAACCCGUACGCACCUACCUAUCGCCGCUCCACCAUGGCCCAGAGCUACAGAAGAAACGAGAUGGAGAAGAAGAGAGCUUAUGAACAGCGUGUAAGAGAAGUCGAACAUGGAUCGUUUACGCCUUUGGUUUUCUCUGCUGCUGGAGGUAUGGGUCCGGCUGCAGAUAUUGUCUACAAGAAACUAGCUUCAAUGCUGGCAGAGAAACAGGACAAAACAUACAGCACAACUCUGAAUUGGAUGAGGUGUAGGCUAAAUUUCUCCCUCAUAAAAUCAGAGAUUAUGUGCAUCAGAGGCUCUAGGAAGUCAUUCACCACCACCACACCAUGGAAGGCCUUAGACACUGGCACUAUUGACCUAGCAACUCAAGAAGGCCGGGUGCUAUCGGUCUGAAACAUGUGUUUUCACCCAGGAACUUUAUAAAAUUAUGUCACAUGUUUUUGUUGUUUUUUCUUGGUUUGUUUUUUUGUUUUGUCUUUUGUCUUUUGUCUUCUCACUUGCAAUAAGUAUUAUUAACAAUAAUUAUCAUGUCCUCUAGUUUGUUUGAGUCUGCUUUGGAUAUCAUAGCACUGCGUUUACAGCAUGAAUAUAUAGCCUUCACAUAAUAAAACUAAGAAACUUGCAUGAACUUGCACAUUGGAUGGUAGAUGGGCGUUGCUAGCUACACGCAGCCUUUAUUCGAGGCACGUAUUUACAGCUGAAGUCAUCCCCUACCAAGGAUCAAGGAAUAAUCAGAGGAACAAUGAUGGAAUAAGGAGAAGUGAACCCAUCAUUAGGGGACUUAUGCCUAGACCGGGAUAAAAGUUUGCAAGGGGUGCCUCUAUUGCUGGUGUACUCCAGAGGCCCUGAUCUGCGAGCUAAAUGGGGGACCAUAUGUGAUGAUCAGGUUGAUCGAA
Halichondria panicea is the source of this 2949-nucleotide messenger RNA. RefSeq lists its product as uncharacterized. Gene Ontology annotation, biological process: zymogen activation. The record is from RefSeq and is a predicted model, not a curated record. Gene Ontology annotation, molecular function: serine-type endopeptidase activity. NCBI's taxonomy places the organism in Eukaryota, Metazoa, Porifera, Demospongiae, Suberitida, Halichondriidae. The coding region runs from base 1382 to 2446 and encodes 354 amino acids. Gene Ontology annotation, cellular component: plasma membrane. The transcript is spliced from 4 exons.